GGAGCUCUAGAGUCCUUUCCGCGGCCGCCUGAGGGUGGGCACCUUUACACGCACUGGAAGGGAGGGCGCACACUCCCUAGCGCGGAUCCCACCUUGCCGCUCCCAGGGUGGGGCGGGGUCUGGGGCGACCCCGGGACGACCUCACGCGCACCUCCUGUGGAGGCCCCGCCUGGGCCACAGGGAGAAAAGACAGGUCCCCGCCCCUGUCCGCCCACACCAAUUUAAGCGUCUUCGCAGAGAGCCUGGGCAGGUUCCUGGGCUACACGUUCUAGCAGAGACGUCUCUCUGGCCUGGUGCUCUCUCCCUACAGCCUCAGAGGCGCCCCCGCUCCCCUUCCUACACUCACUCCGGCCCUGGCCGCACCAUGCCCAGCCCUGGGUCGCGACGCCGCAGGUCUCCCGCUCCUUCCGGCCGCUCUCCGGCGCCCCAGUCCCCCAAGUCCCCUCUCGGCCCUGAGGGCCCAGGCACGUCCCGCACUCCCGGACACCUUGAGUCCUCCUUCUCCGUCGAAGCCAUCCUGGCGAGGCCCGAGCCCCGCACGCCGGCCGCCUCCCUGCCGCCAGCCUCCGCCUGUGCCACCUGGGGCCACUGGACCGAACCCUCCCGGUGUCCAGCCCGGGUUCUGCCCUGGGCGUGUCCGGCCACUGGGCUGCCAGCCUACCUGAGCGUGGGUCUCCUGCCGCUGUGCCCUUGGCCUCCAGUGCCCGGGCUGCACAUGGCUCCCUUCUGCGGCCUCCAGGGCUUCGGUGUCGCAGGCCUGGAGGUGGCUCACUGCGCAGGCCUCUGGGGCCCCCCAUACUGGCCCCCAACUGGGGAUCUUCAUGACGCUGAGAGACACCAAAAGAGGGUCCGGACUAUGUUUAACUUGGAACAGCUGGAGGAGUUGGAGAGAGUGUUCGCGAAACAACACAAUCUGGUGGGGAAGAAGAGAGCCCAGCUGGCAGCCCGGCUCAACCUUACAGAGAACCAGGUGAGGGUCUGGUUCCAAAACCGCAGGGUCAAGUAUCAGAAACAGCAGAAGCUGAAAGCCACGUCUGCCUCCCUGGACGAGCCCUCCAGCAGCUCCGACAGCAGCAUCCAGAGUGAAGACACCCGGUCAGGAGAGGACAGCUGAGGAUGGCUGAGGCCGUCUCUGCUGGGGGCCUCUACUGGACUUCCCUGCCCCAGAUCUCAGUGAAGAGCCUUGCCAGGGCCAAAGAGCACCCGAGGAAUCAGAACUGUCCCGUGGGACUUCCUCUGACCACUGGGAGCAGGGAUAACGUAAUGAUCAGGAGAACAGAGCUGGGCCUUCAGCUAGGUCCCUUGGCCAGGUGACUGAACUUCUGGGCCUCUUUGCUUCACCUUAACAUAGGCGUAUGGAUAAGCUAGACCUCCCACUAGUGACAUGGUAUCUGUGAAGCACCUGCUGUGGGCCAGGCCUAGUGCCGAGUGUGUGACUGAUGUUAAGGCUGAUAGCCCCCUGCCCCUGUGUGGGAGUGGCAGCUCUACCAGCCCUGGUGGAGGCGGGGCCCACUGUCUGGGCAUAGAAGGCCCUUCUCCUCUGCAGAUGGUGGAGCUGAGGGCAAAGAGGAGGCAGAGGUAUAGCUCCCCAAAGUUCCCUGUUUUGUCUGUUGUCACUGCAGAAGAACUCUGCCCAGCUGCCUCCUUGGAGCAACACGCCACCCCAUCACCUGUGUUUUCCGCCCGGCUACCCACCUGAACCCCCUCCCCAUCUUUGUAUAGAAUAGAGAAGUUUGGUUCCAAGCUUCUGUCUUUGCCAAGGCUGCCAUUUUGUCAUCGGUUUUUCCAUAUUUCCAGAAGACAGUUAUUUCCCCCCUUCCUAACCCUCUCUCAGGGUUCCCUUUCCUGCCCAGUCAUCUGCUCAGCUUCUAAGCCUCCUGCUGUAGCCUCCUCCUGUGACGCCUGCACAAAUAUAGCAUAGACAUUCAGGUCCUAAAAGGGCCCCUGCAG
This is a messenger RNA of Oryctolagus cuniculus (rabbit), 1950 nucleotides long. It is a transcript of the gene NOTO, whose product is annotated as notochord homeobox. Gene Ontology annotation, cellular component: nucleus. The record is from RefSeq and is a predicted model, not a curated record. Gene Ontology annotation, molecular function: RNA polymerase II cis-regulatory region sequence-specific DNA binding; DNA-binding transcription factor activity, RNA polymerase II-specific. Gene Ontology annotation, biological process: brain development; regulation of transcription by RNA polymerase II; neuron differentiation. Lineage: Eukaryota; Metazoa; Chordata; Mammalia; Lagomorpha; Leporidae.